CUCCUCCCCCAAAUAUCAAAAUCCCCCCCCCCCCCACCCCCCUCACGCAGCGAAGCUCGAUUCCUACUCCUCCUCACGUCGUCGCCUCCCUCCUCCUCCUCCUCCCCCUCCUCCACCUCUCGCCUCGCCGCCGCCGGAUGGUGCGGCGAUCCCGCGGCAGCUGCUGCCCCGCCGCCGCCCAUUCCUGAGCGCGCGCCGUCGUCGUCGUCGUUUCGGUUGUUGUCGUGGCCGCCGCCGCGGGAGAUGUCGCUGUUCCGGCGGCUGUUCCACCGGCGGCCGCCACAGGGGCUCGUGGAGAUCUCCGACAACAUUUUCGUGUUUAACCACUGCUUCUCCACGGAUUUCUUUGAAGAAGAUGAGCUGAAACCGUACAUCGGAGGCAUCUUGAAACAGCUAAUUGGCCGCUAUUCCAUUGACUCAUUCAUGGUGUUCAAUUUUGAGGGAAGCAAGAAGGACAACCAAAUUGCCUGCAUUUUCUCGGACUUUGAUAUGAGUGUGAUGGGUUACCCACGAAACUAUGAGGGAUGCCCCUUGCUCACCAUGGAGAUGAUUCACCAUUUCGUGAGGUCUAGUGAAAGUUGGCUCUCAUUAGGCCAGGACAACUUCUUGCUUAUACAUUCAGAACAGGGGGGAUGGCCAGUCCUUGCUUUCGCAUUGGCAGCCCUACUGCUUUACCUCCGAAGAUAUAAUAAUGAGAGGAAAGCAUUGGAAAUGGUCUACAAACAGGCACCACCUGGGCUAGUAGAGCACUUCUCACCACUGAACCCGGCUCCUUCUCAGAUGAGAUACUUGAAGUAUGUGUCAAGACGGCACAUGUCACCAGAACAAUGGCCUCCAGCUGAUAGAAUGAUAAAUUUGAAUUGUGUAAUCAUCAGAGGGGUGCCAAAUUUUGAUGGAAAAGGAGGAUGUAGACCAAUAUUGCAGAUUUAUGGUCCAGAUCCUUUUGCUCCUAAUGACAAAAGUACUAAAGUUCUCUUUUCAACCCCAAAGACAAGUGAUUCUGUCCAGCUCUACACACAGGAAGAUUCUGAGAUAAUCAAGUUUAAUGCCCGGUGUCCUGUUCAAGGAGAUGUUGUCAUGGAGUGCAUUAGCCUGGAUGAAAACUUUGAACAUGAAGUGAUGGUGUUCAGGGUCAUGUUUAACAUGGCUUUUAUUGAAGACAACCUAUUGCUACUUGAUAGGGACCAGAUUGACAUUCUGUGGGACACAAAACUCCGGUUUCCUGUAGAUUUCAGAGUUGAGGUUAUAUUUUCGGAGAUGGACACAAUCACAUCGCUUAACUCAUCUCAAUUAUCAAGUGAGGAUAAGGAAAACUUUUCUAGGGUUGAAGAUGCAUUCAGUCAUCUGGAUUGGUCAACCAAAAGCGAUGACGUGACAACUAAUGCAACAGAACAGAAUGGGUCUAACAAUGAGCAUGAUGGCUUUGAUGCAGUAUCUCUUCAGGAAACAGAAAACAGCAAUUCCACAUCUGAACAUAGCUUGCUAGGAACCAGAUCUGUCCAGGUUAUUCAGAUGGAAACAGAACAUAACCAUUCUUCUGCGCCAACGUUCGACAUUGUCAAAGAUCCGGUUGCUGAUACACAUUCCUUGCCAGAAACUUACUCACUUGCACUAGAAUCUCAAGAGCACAAACUCUUUGAAGAUUCAUCUCCAAGGGAGCUACCAAAAUUGGAUACCACCAAGAACAACCCCAACUCCGACCUGCCUUCGGCGAAUUCACGAGACUCAGAAGCUGCUGGUGAUGCUGCUGUUGCUGAAUGGUCAGACACCAACACGGACACGUUCCUGUCAGAUACACCUUCAAGCAGCUCUCCAUCAAGCCCGCAGAAGUUCGAUGAAGAUUCCAUGGAGGCUGGAAUUGUUGAGAUCCAGACACAAACAGCAGAACCUCAAAGAUGUUGAAGCUGCAAAAUUCUUCCUCCUGUAAAUUGGGGCAACACUGAUCACUGGAGCUGCCCAGAAUGUAGUCACAUAUGUCGAUACAUAUACACCUGCACAGUACAUUGGUAAAAAAGAGUGGUUUAUCCAGACCACGAAGCAUGUAUAGCUGUUCUCUUCGGUAAUGGUAAACAUGUACAAAAAUUUCAGAUUGCCUCCAAAUUUUGGAGAAUAUGAGUUCUUGCCGCGAUGCAACUUGGAAACAAAGUCUUUUAUCAUUUUCCUCGCAAAAAAAAUGUUCUUUAUCA
Messenger RNA from Oryza sativa Japonica Group (Japanese rice), 2186 nucleotides. RefSeq names its product formin-like protein 6. Lineage: Eukaryota; Viridiplantae; Streptophyta; Magnoliopsida; Poales; Poaceae. The record is from RefSeq and is a predicted model, not a curated record.